Peromyscus maniculatus bairdii (prairie deer mouse) is the source of this 2530-nucleotide messenger RNA. It is a transcript of the gene Kcna2, whose product is annotated as potassium voltage-gated channel subfamily A member 2. Gene Ontology annotation, biological process: protein homooligomerization; action potential; potassium ion transmembrane transport. Gene Ontology annotation, molecular function: protein binding; delayed rectifier potassium channel activity. NCBI's taxonomy places the organism in Eukaryota, Metazoa, Chordata, Mammalia, Rodentia, Cricetidae. Gene Ontology annotation, cellular component: dendrite; juxtaparanode region of axon; voltage-gated potassium channel complex. The record is from RefSeq and is a predicted model, not a curated record.
GCCCAGACCCCUCCCGGCCCUGGGGCCGGCGGGAUUGGGUCGGCGGGGGGCCAGCCCGGAAGCCAGCUUCCUCUAGGCUCCCCCUCUCCGUGAAGCCAAUCCUCCUCGCAGCCAAACAGCUUGAGCGUUUGUUCUGUGCUUCCCUGCCGAGAUGUGAGGGAUUUUCUCUUGGGAAGAAAUCAGUGGUCGAGUGCCUGCCCAGCUCAAAUGCCACCCAACCCAGAGCAAGGCCUGAGGCCCAGGGAUCCCGGAGGGAGAGUAAGUUCAGCGACCCCGGCUCUCCAGCAUUCUACAGAGGCGAUCUGGCUGUGUGCAGGGGUCUCUCUAGCUGGGUAGGCGUGUGUGUUGGAGGAGGAAGGAUUGCUUCUUCACCGGGACACGGCUAAGGGAACGUCACACCUCCUGAGGACAGCCAGGAGGACUCUGUUUUUUGCUGAGCUGGGCGUCUUACCUCCUUCCUCCCAAAGGCUUCAGACCCAGGCUUCACUCUUCUCGAGUCCUGAAUGCCCCUGGCCAAGCAUCAAACUGUUCCUCCUCCAGCCCUAUCCAGUCCUAAAGCACACCUCCAGGACCUGGAGCCUGCCCUCCUGCUCAGAAUGACUCACCAUUAUUUCCAGCUCAAGUGAGAAGAUGGGAUGGGGAGUUGAGCUGCCUAUUUGUGUAGCUAGGAUUCCUGCCUGUGGCAUCUGAUCUGCUGCUCUCCAAGGAAAAGCACCUCAGGCUCCUGCCUGGACAGCCAAGCGAGGCUGUGUCUCCAGCUCUCAGAGGGCUCUGGGCCUCUCCUGAAGGAGCACAGACUAAUGCUUCUGAGUUUCUUGGGGCCCAGUGACCAGCACCCUCAGCCCCCCUGCUGCAAGCAGCUGGAAGGCAUAGAGUAAAGUACUCUCCUCAGCCCAAUUAUGACAGUGGCUACCGGAGACCCAGUGGACGAGGCUGCUGCCCUCCCUGGGCACCCACAGGACACCUAUGACCCAGAGGCAGACCACGAGUGCUGUGAGAGGGUGGUGAUCAACAUCUCAGGCCUGCGGUUUGAGACUCAGCUAAAGACCCUAGCCCAGUUUCCAGAGACCCUUUUAGGGGACCCCAAGAAGCGGAUGAGGUACUUCGAUCCCCUGCGAAAUGAGUACUUUUUUGAUCGCAACCGGCCUAGCUUUGAUGCCAUUUUGUACUACUACCAGUCUGGAGGCAGGUUGAGGCGACCUGUGAAUGUGCCCUUAGAUAUAUUCUCUGAAGAAAUCCGGUUUUAUGAGCUAGGAGAAGAAGCAAUGGAGAUGUUUCGGGAGGAUGAAGGCUACAUCAAGGAAGAAGAGCGUCCUCUGCCCGAAAAUGAGUUUCAGAGACAGGUGUGGCUUCUCUUUGAAUACCCUGAGAGCUCGGGGCCUGCCAGGAUUAUAGCCAUUGUAUCCGUCAUGGUUAUUCUGAUCUCAAUCGUCAGCUUCUGUCUGGAAACCUUGCCCAUCUUCCGGGAUGAGAAUGAGGACAUGCAUGGUGGUGGGGUGACCUUCCACACCUACUCCAACAGCACCAUCGGGUACCAGCAGUCCACCUCCUUCACUGACCCUUUCUUCAUUGUAGAGACUCUCUGCAUCAUCUGGUUCUCCUUUGAGUUUCUGGUGAGAUUCUUUGCCUGUCCCAGCAAAGCUGGCUUCUUCACCAACAUUAUGAACAUCAUUGACAUUGUGGCUAUCAUUCCUUACUUUAUAACCCUGGGGACAGAGUUAGCUGAGAAGCCAGAGGACGCCCAGCAAGGCCAGCAGGCCAUGUCAUUGGCCAUUCUCCGUGUCAUCCGGUUGGUAAGAGUCUUUAGGAUUUUCAAGUUGUCCAGACACUCCAAAGGCCUGCAGAUUCUAGGUCAGACCCUCAAAGCCAGCAUGAGGGAAUUGGGCCUCUUGAUCUUCUUCCUCUUCAUUGGGGUCAUCCUCUUCUCUAGUGCUGUCUAUUUUGCAGAAGCUGAUGAGCGAGAUUCCCAAUUCCCCAGCAUCCCGGAUGCUUUCUGGUGGGCAGUUGUCUCCAUGACAACUGUAGGCUAUGGAGACAUGGUUCCAACUACCAUUGGGGGAAAGAUAGUGGGUUCCCUGUGUGCAAUUGCAGGUGUAUUAACCAUUGCCUUACCAGUCCCUGUCAUAGUGUCUAAUUUCAACUACUUCUACCAUCGGGAGACAGAGGGAGAGGAGCAGGCCCAGUACUUGCAAGUGACAAGCUGUCCAAAGAUCCCGUCCUCCCCUGACCUAAAGAAAAGUAGAAGUGCCUCUACCAUAAGUAAGUCUGAUUACAUGGAGAUACAGGAGGGAGUAAACAACAGUAAUGAGGACUUUAGAGAGGAGAACUUAAAAACAGCCAACUGUACACUGGCUAACACAAACUAUGUGAAUAUUACCAAAAUGUUAACUGAUGUCUGAUGAAACCUAUUAAUGUACUCACAGCUCAACAGGACUAAUGCAGAUGUUGCAUAAUAGCCUGCAUUGUAGUCAGUGUUCUAAAGUGUGCAUCUGGUUCUGCAUGGAAAGCAAUAGUUGUGCAAGUGACUUUU